UUCCCGGCCGGGCUGAUGCAAGGAGGGCCAAGAAGGCGUCGGGAGGACGCGCGUUUUCCAUAGGGGAAGUAUAUGCCUGCAGGUGUGCAUUUCUGGAUUACAGCAACCAGAAUCCAUUUGGUUAAUCUUCUGUUGGGAUCCAGAACCUGAAGCAGAAUGCAGCAGAAAUCCAGGAGGGUUAAUGCAGGGCUUCUUUUGCUCUUUUCCCAGAUUGCCCAGAUUGGGAUUACCAACAUUCCACCUGUCACUCUUGCAUCUUUAGCCCUCAAUAUUUUUCUCUUUUUGAAUCCUGUGAAGUCCCUGAGAAAAACUUGCAUCAGUGUGGAGGAAUGUUUUGAACAAGGGGAUUGGCAGCGCUUAUUGCUCUCACCUUUCCACCAUGCAGAUGACUGGCACUUAUAUUUCAAUAUGGUGUCCAUGCUCUGGAAAGGAAUGAAGCUGGAAAAACGACUGGGAAGUGGAAAAUUUGCCAUCAUAAUUGCAUCAUUUUCUGUGCUGAUCGGCAUUGUGUACAUGAUCCUGGAAUUUGCUCUUGCAGAAUUUCUGGCUGAACCUGCCUACAAAAUGCAGUGUGCCGUAGGUUUCUCAGGAGUUUUAUUUGCUUUGAAAGUUCUUAACAAUCAUUACCACCCAGGAGGAUCUAUCAACCUUAUGGGGUUUCCUGUUUCCAACAAAUAUUCUUGUUGGGUCGAGCUUGUGGCAAUUCAUUUACUCUCCCCAGGGACUUCGUUUGCUGGGCAUCUGGCAGGUAUUCUUGUUGGACUAAUGUACACUCUGGGGCCUCUGAAGACAAUAUUGGAAAGAUGUGCAGACAUCUUUUCCUUGAAUGGUGGCUAUUCAGAAAGGCAGCAUUACUACAACAAUGCAGGCUACUCUGGAUACCGAGGUUUUCAUUCUGGGAGGUCUGGUUAUCAAUGGGAAACACCAAGAAACUAUGAUGCUUACACUGGGGGACUUAGUGAAAGAGAACAACUUGACAGGGCCCUGAGAGCCAGUCUAUCUGACCGAGGAUAUCCCAGCCAUGGUCGGCAACCCUACGGAGUUCAGCAUCCUCCGGGAUGGCUGUCGGAAGAAGACAUGAGGAGACAAAGACUUAACCGAUUUGAUAGAUAAUGCCAUUUUAGGAGUGUCCCUGAAAGACAACUUGCCAGGGGCCAGACAGCAGUUAUUCAGUGAUUCCAUUCUGAGUAUCCAGCCUCACUCUGGACAAAAUCAAAUCACCUAAUCCCAAAAAAGUGUUGCUAUCUGACAAACUCCCCAGUUAUUGGACCCUGGAAGGAUGGGAUAAGUAUCCAAAUGCCUCUAAUCCACAAACUUGGAAAAGCAAAAUGAAGAGUGCAGCUUUCUAAAAUGGCCACUUUUCUGGCUAUAUGGCCCUUGAAAGUGAGGCUCAAGAGGCCCCAGAGAGUCAAAUCUCUUCCCACGGGCUAUUGUCUCUGAGGCAGCUCAAUUUAUCUUGCUUUGUAGUUUGCGAUAUUAAAUAGACCCAUUUAUCCUCUCUCGGGGAAGCUGCCAGCUUCAGUCUGGGCAGUAAGGGCUUAUGGUCUGAGUGCUAGGAGUCAGCCUCACCAUCUUUGGAGGUUUCCAUUUUGACCUGAGGAAGCAAGUUUUGAUGAGAGAUCAGUUUUCCUCUAAAGCUAUCCUGUGCGGUUCAGAAUCUCUUGUAUUUUAUUUAUCUAUGUAUUCCAGGUGGCACUGGGACUAAUUGCGUCCUUUGAUUAUGUAUUAGUUUCAUUUUAACAUCAUGGAACUAAAUCUCUUUCCAUGAAAGAGGAAGACUUAGUAAACAGACUAGGAAAACCUCCAAUGGAGCUGUUGCUAUGGUUCUUGAUGAUGAUACACCACAGUACAUUUAGCCAGCCAUAGAGACUUGCAUUAAAUGUUCAAAAAUGCUUUAGAAAACAUUCCCUGGAUCAUACCCAAAAUUGGAAAUUUUUGCUGAAUUUGACUAGUAAAGGUCUAGCUCUCUGAAGAAUUUCAAAUAAGAUUUCAAGCCUGAAAGUAAUGUUCUCUAUUCUGACAUAAAUCCAUGUGUGGCCAGUUGCAUGGUCAUUGGGGAAAUAGACCACAUUCGGGGCAAGUCACUAGGGGGCAAACUUAAAAUCCAGAAAAAUAGAGAGCUGGGUACUGUUGGACUGAUUGCUCUCUAUUGAACAGGUUAAAAAAAACUUUAUUUCUGACAGGAGGAGUAUUGUUAAUAAUUAGUAACAUUUGUGGCAUUUGCUAAGCACUUACUAUGUUCCAGCAUUGUGCUAAGCAUUGGAUAAUCAGGUUGAACACAGUCACUGUCCCCUAUGGGGCUCCCAGUCUACAAGGGAAGGAAAGUAAACAUUUUGUCCCCAGUUUGCAGAUGAGGAGAUUGAAGUUUGGAGAAGUUAAGUGCCUUGCCCAAGGGCACAAAAGUGACCAAGCCAGCAUUAGAACCUGGGUCUCCAGUGCUCUUUCCACUUAGUCACACUGCCUCUCCAGUCUCUAGUAAGAGACUAAAAGAAACUUGGAUAUCUGAAAGUUGAUAUGGCACCUGCUAAGAGGACCGUUUGGCCCUUUUCUAAGUUUUUUGUCCCGAGAACCAACGGAAUCCUUUGAGAUUGAAUGAUCCACCCCUUUUAUCAGAGCAUCCAGGUAGCAGAAGAAAAUUCCUCCUUUCCUAUAGAUAGAGGACCCUGGUCUGUGCUCAUCCUCCCUCCUGGCAACCUUGUCAAGGUGGGAGCAGGACUUUCUGGGGGAAAUGGAAGGCAAAGCAUGGAUUUCCCGAGAGUCACCAGGCAAUCCUUUUGUACUUUUGUAUUUUGAAUUUUUAUCUAAACCUGUUUCCCUUAAAGCCAUCUUUGCUUGAACCUAAAUCCUGUUUGAAUUAUUAGGUAUGUGCCUUUAAAACAAUCCUUCAGUCAGUUAAUAUUCAUUGUCUACAGAGUGCAAAACAGAAUAUUAGCACUUGGGAGCAUUCAAUAGAACAGAAGCCACGAUCCCUGCUCUCAUGGAGUUUACAGUCGGGUGGGGGAGAUGACACAAAAUAAUUUACAGAGGUGAGAAAGGGAAAAUGGAUAUGUCAAAGAGUUAGUGCUUAAAUGGUAGAGUAUGUGGUCAGAAGGACUGUGUGUGGGUAGGAGUGUGUAAGUGUGCAAUUGUUUCAGGAGGGCUGAGGUUGUAGUUGGGGGAUAGCACCCAGGGAGAAGGAAAUAAACAUUUUAAUCUUCAGGUAUAUGUGUAUGCACCUCUCCCCUUCCUCCGCCCACCCCAGACGCACAUGCACGCACAAAUGUGUUUAUGUAGGCUGGGGAAAGAGCUUUACUCAUUUCCCUGAAAAGGGCAACCUUGCUCCUAACAUCCAUUCAUAAUCUAACUUUAUAGACCAUAUCUGCCAAUACCACAGUGGGAAGACGGUCCCCACAGCGUUAUGAGCUGAACUCCCCGAAUUUGCCCAUCCCAAAUCCCUGACCGAACCUGAGAGCUUCCCUUAGGAGCUGAAAGGAUCCAAAGUAAUAGUUUUCUGACCUGUUCAUUCUUUGAAACCUGCCCCUAUCCCAGUCCUCACCUCCUUCUCCCCAUCCACUCUCUCUUCACCCUCACACUUCUAAAUGAAAAAUUGACACCUAUGGUACAGAGGAUUUGUUUAAUCAGUGAAAACUUUUAGAUGUUUAUAGCACAUAUAUUGGGAACAGCAGCACUUUCCAGCUUGCUAAAGUUUUAAUUCCAAGCUGUAAAGAGAAAAACACUGAAUAUUUGAUGCUAGAAAGCGUAAUAUACUUGGCCAAAUCAGGGAAUGGAGCAAGGCAAAAUUCUUAAAGGCACAUAAAUGGUUGUCCAGCAAAAUCAAUGCAUCACUCAUGUUCAUAUGCCAGCUUUAUUUUCAGCACAGCAGUAUUUCCUAUGAAAAGCAUUUUUAUCACUGUUUUUUUAAUGUCACCAAGCUUUUAUCUACUGAAUGUAUAUCAUUUCCUAUGAAUUAAUUUUUUUCUUAUCCAGAUGGAUGUGGGUAACCUUUUGGAAUGAUUCCUCAGAAUUGUGCGUUUUUGCGUAUAUUACUGUAUAUCGGAUUUGGAAAUUUUUAUCUCUUGCAAAUUGUGGUUGGUUCAACUAUCUGAUGAUACUUUGAUUUAAUUAAAUGCCAGUAUUCCUCAUUUUGAUGAACUCU
Ornithorhynchus anatinus (platypus) is the source of this 4135-nucleotide messenger RNA. RefSeq names its product rhomboid domain containing 1 (gene RHBDD1). The transcript has 7 exons. Bases 157 to 1113 code for a protein of 318 amino acids. Gene Ontology annotation, cellular component: membrane. NCBI's taxonomy places the organism in Eukaryota, Metazoa, Chordata, Mammalia, Monotremata, Ornithorhynchidae. Gene Ontology annotation, molecular function: serine-type endopeptidase activity. The record is from RefSeq and is a predicted model, not a curated record.